Molecule: messenger RNA, 2607 nt
Organism: Diaporthe amygdali
Lineage: Eukaryota; Fungi; Ascomycota; Sordariomycetes; Diaporthales; Diaporthaceae
Product: serine/threonine-protein kinase tsuA
Exons: 4
Coding region: 1-2607 (868 amino acids)
Biological process (GO): peptidyl-serine phosphorylation; peptidyl-threonine phosphorylation
Molecular function (GO): protein serine/threonine kinase activity; ATP binding
Source: RefSeq, a predicted model, not a curated record
AUGACUCCCCAAGCUCCGCCUAGGCUCGCCGAGAUUCCAGCCUCACCAAUCUUGACAGCCGUGUACGAUCUACCACCACAAAGGCAGACGUUCAUACCGUCGAGUAACUGGAAUGUCAACAAUGUUCCAACCAAUGAAGACAUCCCUCUGAAGCUUGACACAUCGGCCGGCCGAGAUGAUGCAGAAGACGCAGUGUCUGCAUCGUCUUUGAGGCCCUCUUCUUACCUUCCUGGAGACCUGCGGUCAUCGGAACGGCGCCGUUCUCAAGGCCUUUGCCCGAGCCCCAAAUCCGAGAGGUCUGUCUCUGAGAACGACGAUACAUUCACUAUACGUACAGACUACGAUGUAGGAUACACGGCUGCCUGCGAAGAAUAUGCUUCUGAGGGGGGGAUCGCUACUACCCCCGCGGACCAGGCAGAUAUCCUCACCCAAAUUGGAUCAGUGUCGAAGACCGAGCCACUGGACGUACUUCUGAGAGACCGUUUCGUCACUAGAGGUGGCAAUUCAAGUGGCACAAGGCAAGAAUGGAUUCCCAUUGGUUCCCUGUUUCAACUUGUGAACGAGAGCCAGGUCUAUCACGAGUUGACGGAGGCCUUCAAGGCCGCUCACCUGAGAUUCCAAGACAAACAGAUAAGUGACUAUGCUCGGAAGAUCUGUCAAUUUCGAGAGUCAGAAUACCAUGAUGGGAAAACGUCACAUAGGAAGAUCUUCGCAAUUCUUGCCCUCAUGGAUCGUAUCGUGGACGCGCCGUUCUUCGUCGAUCGCGGAUUCAGCGACCGAGACCUGCCGGUUGAAAAUGUGCGCAACUUCGGCGGGCCGGGCUUCCGCACCUGCGGUGGGGGAAGAGAAACGUCUUUCGAGGUUCCAGAUCAUUGGAAACCGCAUAACUUGGAUUCCUUCAUAAACUACCAAGAACAUGUUAUGGCACCCUUUUUUGAACUAGAUAGCAAUUCUGUCGCUUUCUACAACUUGAACGAGAAAUCUGUGCUGCCGUUCAUCGAGGAUGAAAGCAGCCAUCGACGCACAUAUGGGUACCAUGGCACUGUUUACCGUGUCAAGAUACACCCAGAUCAUCAUAAUGGCCAUGAAGGCCUGGAUGGCGACGAUGAUCAGCGACAGAACCCUUCGUUUGCUGUGAAAGAAUUGGUAUGUAAAGAUGGCAAAGAGGAUGUGUUCCAGGAAGAGAUUGAAGCGUGGAGGCAAGCCGCUGGCACCGCUCUCCAUCCCCAUCUCAUUCGACUUCUUGCAACAUGGCGCCAGUCUCAGGUUUGGAACCUCCUUCUUCCCUGGGCAGACGGAAACCUCUGGGAUUUCUAUGAGAAACACCCCGAGCCUCAGCCCGAUCUAUCACAAGCCAAAUGGAUGAUCGAACAGCUGCUUGGACUAGCCGGAGCCCUGCAGCGGAUUCACCGGAGCGGAUCGGGUGACCUAGAGACGAAACGUUGGGGCAUACACGGCGAUAUCAAGCCCGAGAACAUAUUGUGGUAUAAAGACAGCGCGGACCCGAACAAUCUGGGGAAGUUUGUCAUCUGUGACUUCGGUUUCACUCGCUUUCACACCAAAGCAUCCAGAUCAAGGGCACACUCCGAAGGCGAAAACCUUAAAUACAGAGCACCUGAACAGGGAUCAAUAAGUAGAGCGUAUGACAUGUGGUCUUUUGGCUGCGUGCUAUUGGAGUUUGUCACCUGGUACCUGGCCGGUCACAGACAUGUCGAGGACACUUUUUAUCAACGGCGACGACAUGAUGACAGGGGCGAGCAAGUGUUCGCCGUGGACAAAUUCUUCAACUUCGACCAUAAUCACCGGCCAUGCAAGAAGGAGAGUGUCGAGAAGUGGAUCGAAGAUCUCCGGCGCCACCGUCAUUGCAGUGCGCUGUGCAGCGAUCUCUUGGACCUGAUGAAGAGGGAUCUUUUCGUCAUUAAUUAUAAGGAACGUGGCGAUUGCCGCAACGUCGUUUAUGAAUUGAGGAGCAUCCAGAGGAAACUGAACGCCCAAGGGGAAUCCUAUGGCUUGGCCAUGGAGCAAGAAUCCCCCAUCGGCCCCUGGCCUACGCCCCAAGACACUGAAGCAUUGCCUACAGGUGGUAGGCAGGUAGUGAUACAAACCGGAUGGAAUGCACCCGUCCAUAUCACCAACACGUGGCUGUCACGAGAUAGCGAGGCAAGCCACGAAGGAAAUGUCAUGGCCCGCGGCCAGAGACCCUACGGGACCGUGGACCAAGUCCUCCGCACUCCUAGCCAACCGCAGACAGCGACAGCAAACCCGAGAAGAUCGCCAAGCCAGAGAUACUCCAUUCGCAUCGAUCUGGAAGACGCCGAUGAUACGGCACCCCUUCUCGGGACUUCCAGCGGUGCAUCGCAAUCAUAUGGAGCUGCAGAGACUAGUGGAUCACGGCAACCGUUAUCGACAGAAACGACUUUGGAGGGAGAACUACACACAGGUAGCCCGGACGAGUCUCAAGGCACAUUAGGGGACGUGAAUGCCCCGAGCAUUUCCAGCGGGAUUGCACCUUCCUUGGAUCAGAAGGGGAAAAAAGCAUCUCACACAUCACCUUUCGGGACACUAUUCAGAGCAAUAUUUGGAGGGUGUCUGGCUGCUAGAGACUAA